CAUUACGCCUCUGUUCGACACUGGAACCGGAUUCUGGGCAUUACUAGGAAGCCCGUGCAUUCUAUCUCAUUCUGGUCGUAACUGAAAUCGGCGGCCAGUGCGCCACGGGAGAAUUGCUGCUUGGGUGUGCAACUCAGAUGGCAGCACAAGCGGGCUUGGAGGACACACGCGACUACAUAACCAGGCCCUGCCGCGAACGGAACACGAUCACCAUUACAAAGGGACACACUCCUGGACCGCGCGCAAUACGGAGUCAUCAGCUUUAUUGCACAGCGCGCUUUCGGCGCUUGUGGACAUAUGCGGACGAGCAUCACGCAGUACCUGGGAUAUCUGUUGGGCCCAAACGACGGGAUAUUCUAAAGCAGGCACUCCGACAUCAACAGGGGCGGCCCAAUGAGGAAUGCGCGGCGGGAUCAGAAUCCGCCAUCGCGACGUUCAGGGGCUGCCGGACGCGACGCCUGAACGGAAGCUCGGCCUGGCGUGCCCUGUCACUGCUGCUCGUGGCUUCACUACCGCUGGUGUUGAACGGUGCAACAAAUUCAAGAUCAACGCUGGCGGGACUCGAAGUACUGGCCGGCGGCUCAGACAGUUGAAGCUGUACGGGUUGGACAGGUUGGACAGGUUGGACGAAGCUGCCGAGAGCACGAUCGUGCUCCCGCCAUCUCCCUCACGCAAAGCCGCCCUCGUCUUCCGCUCCCGCCUCGUCCGCCGUCGAUCUCCUCCGCCUUAUCCGCCUCCGCUACUUCCGCUACUCCUAACGCAACGUGUAUAUAAUGAGUCUUUACACCGCACGCUACACACACUACGCACAUCAUCCACGAUGAACACCGCUCUUUCCAAGAUCGCUACCUUCAGCCGCCGCUUCUCUCCCCGUCGCGAGCGCGCCACCGCGGAUUUGCGUGCCAGUCAGGAAGAUACUCUCGCCCUGAACCAGGCCACUCAGAGACCUUCUCCAGCCGUUGGGAGCGGCGAUCACCUGCCGCGGGUCGUCGAAGCAUGGCGCCCGAUGGAGCAGAAGGACAUCAACAGGCUCCGGCGACGACACGGGAAUUCGGAAAAGUUCCGCGAGUGCCUCGAAUGGGAGCAGACCCACGGCGCGUUCCUGUUCCAGCACUUGCAGCCCCCGAUCGAGGAGUGGGAGGCGCUCACCGAGUCUGAGCGAUUCCUUCGCAGCUUGGACUUCGUCGGCGAGAGCCGCCACGGCUGCGUGUUCAACGUGUUCGUGCAGGUGCCGCACCCGGACGACCUGUACCGACAGUGCCUCUACAAGCACAUGGUGAUCGAGUCGGCGCGUUUGAGGCGGAAGUGGGCCGAGCAGCUGAAGAGCGAUCCGCUGUUUUUCGGUCAGACGGACGGCGAGGGGCGGCGCUCGUUGCGGUCCGAUUCCGAGGUCUCCGAGAUCGAACUCCCCCAGGCGGCCUCUCACGACGACGAAGGCCUCAGCGAAGGCCAGCAGGCGCUCCGCGACACGUACGACGAGAUCGCCGGCUUGCAGAAGAGCAUGGACGAUUUCGAGGAGGAGGAAGAUGCGCCGACCGAGGAGACCGUGGAUGACGGUGUCAGCGAGGGCCAGCGGGAUAUGCAGGCUAUGCUGGACGAUAUCGCCGACUUGCAGAAGAGCCUCGAGGCCGACGCCGAGGAGCGGGACUCCUACGCACGCGCCAAGAAAGUCUACCCGGGUCACGUCGCCGACAUCCACACCGCCGAGCCGUCGGGGGGCCUCCCCGCGCACACGACCCUGACGGCGAUUUCGGAGAACGUGGACGCCGGGCUCCUGAACAGGAGCGAGGUCGGUUCUCCCAUCAAGUGUGUCCGGCACUCGCGGCGCCUGUCCAAGGUGAUGGAGCAGGAGAACGGCGGGUCGGGGUCGUUCAUCGCUCGCCCUCGGGCUCGGUCUUCGGUUCAGUUUUACAUACCUCGGAGCCCGGCGAUGAACUUCAGUCGGCACUUCUAAAGGGCUGAGGCCCUGCCUUCGUCUCUCGGACUUGACUCAGUUUCCAUUUCGGACUUUCAUGUCCAUAGUCACUCAUUACCAUCAUCAUCUCUCAUUCUUCUCGUCGCUCAUUCUGAUUCCUCAUAAUACCCAUAUCUCAUCAUCGUCUCUCGUCGUCUCAAUC
Messenger RNA from Punctularia strigosozonata HHB-11173 SS5, 2117 nucleotides. RefSeq lists its product as uncharacterized. The record is from RefSeq and is a predicted model, not a curated record. The transcript has 5 exons. The coding region runs from base 401 to 1954 and encodes 517 amino acids. NCBI's taxonomy places the organism in Eukaryota, Fungi, Basidiomycota, Agaricomycetes, Corticiales, Punctulariaceae.